UCGCGAUAUGGCAACGGUGGCGGGGGAGGAGAAGAAAACGAGCGGCCAGUCGAUCCAGAUAUUUCAACGAGGCCGGAACAUUCCGGCGAAUCGAGAGUUUUUUGUGGUUAAUUUUGAGUUUAAUCGAAUCGACUGUAAGGUGCGCGUGUUCCCUUGUACCGUGAUUCCGUGUCGAGAAUACAUAUUCUUCGCUGUCUACGGUGUUCGUGAUUGAUUUUCCUCAGCGGACAGCGGUCCGUCACAUUGGUGCCGAAACCCGGGAUCGAACUUCACGUACCUGUACGUCUUCCUAACGUGGCAAAAUUUUCAUCGUGGGUCGAACCUACGAACACGAACAAUCCACUUUCGAACACAACCAGCACUCGUCUCGACUUUCGAACAAUUCUAUUCCGAAACGGUGUACAGAUCGAACAUAUGAAAACGAACAUACGGCCCUCGAACACACAUACUCGUUUCGAAUAAUUCUCGUCCGAAAGGAUCGAACAUACGAACACGAACGUACGGCAACGAACACAGUCCUUCGUUUCGAACACGCCUUGCUCGAAAGUCUCUGAAAAAUUUAACUCACGGUCCGUGUGACGUACGUCCACAAUCUUCCGACGCCAUGGCCGACCUGGAAUUAAUGAAUGCCCCGGAUUUGUUCCGGCUUCGAACCACUACAAAACGCCAGCACACGAACCUCGUUACGCGAGUGUACAGCAUGAUUAACAGACGGGCAUCGCAAGCUGUAUUCGCGGUGUUGUCAACGGAUCUUGAGGCUGCGCUAGAGCGUAUCACGGCGAUUAACGAGCGGUACGUCGUCGCGGGAGAACUGGAUGAUCAAGAAAGAGCGGCAGCAGAGGACUACAUCCAAAGCGUUGCUGCGGUAAAUAGGCAAGCACGGCUUGCUAUUGGAGGGUAUUUACAACCCGGCGCUAACCCGCGCUUUGAAAGAUGGGUCGUUGAAGACUCGAAUGUUGAUCAAGCUCUGCAGCAGGAUCCCCCGACUGAAUCCAAUGGAACAGAAGAAGAUCAGGAUAGCGGUCCAGAGCAUAAUGAAAUAAACCAACGACCUGUUCGCAGGACUCCGCCGGACGAUCCUCCCAUCAACCCAUUAAAUUUGGGCUCGGCGGGUGGCAUCAAUAACCAAGUCGAGCCUAACGAAGCCAAUCAAGCGAAACGGCGAAGAAUUGAACUUGAAUUCGAACUCGAAAGGAAAAAGGUCGAACGUUCCCGCAAGAUGGAUGAUCUUUUACGUCAAUGCGAGAGAGAAGAAGAAGAUAUUAAAAUGGCAAUCGAGCGCGAAAAGCUCUUGGCUGGUGCGCUCGAUGGAUCGAUUCAAGGAAACCCAAUCCUUUCCUCCACACCGAAGCGCAAUAUGGAUACCAUCGGAAACUUACGACCCGUAGAAACAACCGAAAGAUCGGCAACAUUCGCUCCGCCAAGUCGUUGGCCAAAGAUUAUCGUCGAAAAAUUCAACGGGGAUCCGCGAAAAUGGCAAAGAUUCGCGCACGGUAUUCACGCCACCGUUCGCGACGCAAACAUCCCUGACUCCUACAAGCUUCUGGGCCUUCAAGACAACAUUACGGAAGAUAUUCGGAAAAGGAUGGGCCACAUCUUCAACGGAUCAUAUGCAUUUGAGUCGGCUUGGAAUGAAUUGGAAGUUAAAUAUGGAAAUCCAGGUCUUAUAAUGCAGGCGCAUAACCAGCACCUUCUCCAAGUCCAGCCUUUCAAAACCGGAGACUUUAAUUCGCUCUUCACUUUAGCGGCAGAUGUCCGUGAUGCCGUAUCAAGCGUUUCCGUUGAGCACUCCAAGGAAUUUACGUUUUCAACCGUCAUCUCCUCGCUCGCCUCAAAGCUUCCAAUUCAGCUUCAAAUCGACUGGGGAAAAUAUGCAUAUUCCCUUCGUCCGAAUCUACCAUCGCUACGAGAUUUCGACAAGUGGAUUGAUAUCGCUGUCGGAGCAGAAGAGUAUCGUGGAAUUCGACUUUCCGUGGCCGGAGAUGUCGUUAAUAAACCCGCCCAUAAUACUCACCCUCGGCAGCAAGGCGGCUAUGGUCAACCUGGUAGCAGUAAUUAUCGUGGACCUACUGUGUUGACGAACGGAAUUCAAGAAAAAGUAGCAGCUCCGCAGUGCCCUGCCUGCAGUGCCAAUCCUGGUCAUCGCCUCGAGUAUUGCAACGUUUUCAAGAAAAUUUUGGUCAACAAACGAGCAGCUCUCUGCGCCGACAACAAUUUUUGUUUCAAAUGCUUGACACAAGGCCACUACGGAAGAAAUUGCUCCCGCACUGACGUGAAGUGUAAGGACUGCGGAAAGGCGCACAACACUCUCUUACACGGAGCCGAUCGCCAAUUUCCGUCUGCAAAAACUCAAGGUAACGAAUCUCUAACUGUUUUAACGAUUCGUGCACCUAACCCAAACCACAUACGUCCCGUAUUGCUAGCCAUCCUACCCGUCACUGUAAAAGGUAAUGAGUCCGUCGCCAAAACAUUUGUGGUAUUAGAUCCGGGGAGCGAGGCCACGCUCAUUACGAACGCUCUCGCAAAAACUUUAAAUUUGACUGGGCCCCCCUUUCGUAUUCGCUUCGGUAACUUCAAUGAUUCAAUCACCAUCGACUCUAAGGUCGUUUCGUUCCGCAUUGCAUCAAUGAACUACGAAACUCCCAUCAGUGAAGCUUUUCUCGUUCCAAAAAUCAGUUUAUCACCUAGAAAAAUCGAUUGGCCAAAACUGAAGAAAUACUGGGCUCAUCUCGCAGACUUGAAUUUGCCAGCAAUAGACUCUUCUCAAGUUGGUGUAUUGAUUGGAGCGGACCAACUUUCGGCCCAUAUUCAAAAAGAGAUUAGGGAAUCAAUUGAAGAUGACGGCCCUACAGCGAUUCUGACUCAAUUUGGAUGGUCGGUGGUGGGAAAAAUUCCCAAUUUUCUUGUGGCCGGGCCAAGCAAGAAAGUAAAUGUCAACAUUCACUCAGUUUCCCAUGAUGAGGCGCUAUGUAAUCUCGUAGAACAAUUUCACUCUACCGAGUCUUUCGGUACGGAUGUUUAUGCUCCCACGAUCACCUCGGCCGAAGAUGCUCAAGUAAUUGCCGUGCUCGAAUCAUCAGUAAUUUUCAUCGGGUGCGGAUGGCAGGUGGAUCUCCCUCUACGCUCAAAAGGCUUUGUCUUCCCUAAUAAUAGAAAACAGGCUGUGUCUAGGUAUUAUGGGAUGGAACGACGUCUCUCGUUGCCGGAAAACCAACAUUAUGCGGACAAAUACAAUCUAAUCGUAAAAAAGCUUAUUGAUUCCGGCACCGCUGUAAAGGUAGACUCGUCUGCAAUCAACAAGCCGGAAGGAAUGAUAUGGUAUUUGCCGUAUCACUUCGUUGAAAAUCCGAACAAACCAGGGAAAAUCAGAGUGGUUAUGGAUUGUGCUGCAAGUUUUUGUCAAGUCUCGCUCAACAACCAACUUCUCCGUGGGCCGCCGUUGCUCCCAAAGCUAAUAGGAGUGCUGCUACGGUCGAGGGAAUGUCUUUUUGCGCUUUCUGCGGAUAUAGCGGCCUUUUAUAAUCGCGUCGGAAUUCCAGAAAAACAUCAGUCUCUCCAACGAUUUGUCUUCCGCGAAUUCGGAAGCAAUAAACCGCUGAAGACAUACCAAAUGACGACCUUGGUAUUUGGGGCAGUCCAUGCAUCAACCGCGGCCAUUUGGGUCUUGCAGCAUGCGGUAAAUCAAAACAGAAAAUAUCCCGAAGUUGCAUCGCGAAUAAAGCAAAAUUUUUACGCUGAUAAUUUGAGUGACUCGUUCGACACCGAAAAGGAAGCCAUAAAAUUCGCAAAGGACGUCACAGAAUCGCUGGCGAUCGGUGGUUUUAAAUUAACGGGCUUUGCGUCCUCAUCUAAACGGGUCCUAGAAACAAUUGCAGCGGAAGACCGGGCCGGAUCGAUCCUUGACUUAAAUUAUGGCGCCUUACCGACAGAAUACAUUUUGGGGCUCGCAUGGGACUGCAACAGCGACUGUUACAAAUUGAGAGUUAAAGAGCUGCCUCCAAUCACGACGAAACGGGAGUUGUUGUCGGCGAUGUCAAAAGAAUUUGACCCAUUAGGAAUUUGCCUUCCGGUCAUUACGUAUGCAAAACUACUCUUUCAAGAAACGUGCAAGCUACGGUCAAGAAUUUCCCCCUAUAAGAAGCCGAUUGGGUGGGACGAGCCUUUGCCAGAGUGCAUUCUGGCAAAGUGGAAUAUAUGGGCCAGCUCAUUGUCAUCUCUCUCUCAAAUUUCCAUUAGGCGAUGUUUUCGGUCGAGUGACGAGAAUCGUGCAGAUUGCAUAUUUGACCUCAUCGUUUUCUCGGACUCAUCUCUCCUUGCGUUCGGAGCUGUGGCUUACCUAAAGACAACCUGUCACGGCAAAAUGCACCUCGAUUUCGUUAUGGCGAAGGGCCGCAUCGCACCCACCAGCAUCCUAAGUAUUCCCAGGCUCGAGCUACUAGCGGUGGUACUAGCGAUCAGAAUGACGCAAUCCAUCAUGAGAGAAAUGCGCAUCCCGAUAUCAUCCAUCGAAUACCGAACUGACUCAGAAAUCGUGCUUCACCAGAUAAAUUCUUCACAUCACAAGCAUCCAACUUUCGUGGCCAACAGAAUCGGCGAAAUUCUCCGUCACUCUAAUCCCGAGCAGUGGAAAUUCAUAUCUGGUAAGGAUAAUCCGGCCGACGACUGCACUAGAGGCAUCACCCCUGACUGCUUCACAUCCAAUAGUCGUUGGCUUACCGGCCCGUCCCAGUCGCAGUUGUCAGCAGCACAAGUUUUUACUGUGUCACUCAACCAAGCAGAAGAUCCUGACCCAUCCAUAGCACUGUCAGUGUGUGCCCUAGAUUUUUCCUCCCUUCCCGUCAAAACCUCAUUGCCAGCCGUUUCAAAGUUGAUUGCGGAUAGUCAAGAUGGUCUUGCUCGGUUAAAGCGCGAUGUAGCCUUGUCAUUGCGCAAAGGAGCCAAUUUGGAUUCGCCAAUCACUGAUGAUGAAUUAAAGCAAGCAAUGCGGACGUGCAUCAUUGUUGCCGCCGAGGAGGCGUUUCCGGAAGAAAUCAUCGCUCUCAGAAGUGGAAAGCUAAUUCCGAAAGAUUCCGUCCUUCGUAAUGUGAGUCCUUACAUCGAUCCUGCGGACGGGCUAAUGAAGGUGGAUGGCCGUCUUAAACAUGCCAAGCUGCCACAGCACGCGCGACAACCCGUUAUUCUUCCCUCGGAUCAUCGUCUGACCUCGCUGAUUGUUGCUGAUGCUCACAACGAAAUUAAUCAUGCGGGAGUAGAACACACUCUUUCAAUUGUCAGAAGGAAGUAUUAUUUAACUAAAGGUCGCAGGUCCAUUCGAAAAACCUUGGCGCGUUGCGUCAAAUGUCGACGUAGAUGUGCACAGCCCCGGCCACCCAUCAUGGCCAGUCUUCCUAAGGAAAGACUGCUGCCAUUCGUUCGACCCUUUUCAACAUCUGGUCUCGACUUCUUUGGACCUUUUAACACCGUGAUCGGUCGACGCACUGAAAAGCGUUAUGGUCUUCUCAUUACGUGCUUUUCAACCCGUGCUGUACACCUGGAAUUAGUGUACUCUCUCUCCGCCGACUCCUUUUUGAUGGCGCUGCGGCGGUUUAUUGCUGAUCGUGGCCAUCCUACAACCAUUUAUUCGGACAACGGGACCAAUCUGGUUGCGGGAAAGAAGGAGCUGCGCGAAGGAAUUGUUAACCUCAACUCAAAGCUGGUGACCGAGGAGAUGAUCGAUCGGGGAAUCAAUUGGAAAUUUUCGCCGCCAUCAGGCCCGCAUUUUGGUGGUUCGUGGGAGCGCCUUGUCGGCUCAAGCAAGAAAUCUUUGCGCGCUGUUCUGGAGGAGCGCAGCGUUAAUGACGAGGUGUUGCUGACUGUAUUAAAGGAAGUUGCGUCACUCCUCAACACUCGCCCUCUCACGCAUGUAUCAAGUGAUCCGUCCGAACCGGAACCGUUAACGCCCAAUCAUUUUAUUCUCGGCUGCCAUCAUCCCCAUUAUCCGCCAGAUGCCGAAGAAGCGUUUUGUGGCUUGACCAGACGACGCUACAGGCAGUCACAAUUUAUUGUAAAUCAGUAUUGGCGUAGAUGGAUGCGGGAAUACGUUCCAAACCUAAUCGAUCGGAAGAAAUGGAAUCAAGCAACCCCUUCACUCCGCGUUGGCAACCGAGUGCUUAUCAUGGAUGAGAACACUCGACGCGGACAAUGGCUUACUGGAACCGUGUCAAAACUAUUCCCGGGAGAAGAUGGUCGCAUCAGACGUGUCUCUGUCAAAACUGCGACUUCUGAAUUAACCCGCCCUGUUGUAAAACUUUGUCUAUUUUCAGAUACGUAA
Messenger RNA from Daphnia pulex (common water flea), 6310 nucleotides. RefSeq lists its product as uncharacterized. The coding region runs from base 605 to 6310 and encodes 1901 amino acids. Gene Ontology annotation, molecular function: nucleic acid binding; zinc ion binding. Gene Ontology annotation, biological process: DNA integration. The record is from RefSeq and is a predicted model, not a curated record. The transcript is spliced from 4 exons. Lineage: Eukaryota; Metazoa; Arthropoda; Branchiopoda; Diplostraca; Daphniidae.